AUGGUUGAUCUCUCCGUUGGAGAGGUCUCGGGCCUCAUCGCGGCUGGUGUUUUUAUACGUAUCUCGUGCUAUCGGGUCGCCUUCCCAGCGGCAUUGGUUGGGUUUGUCGGCGACGAGAAUACAGUGGUCACUUGGUCGGUGCUGGGCCGCUUACUCCAGUCUUCACCCUGGCCGACUCUGUUGCAAACCGAUUCAGCGGCGCGACAUGGCGUGCGGCGACGGGUCAGCUAUGGCCUGCUGUUGCAGACAGCGAUCGUGACGCUGGUGUCGGUGGCUGCCAUCGUCACUCCACUGGGGUUGUACCAGACAGUUGAGCCGGCAGGCAGUCAGGAUCUCGAGGCGUUCCAGUUCGUGAAGGAUGACUCGCCGUUUGGCUACGGGACGCCCGCGCGGAUGGUGGCACCUUUCACCAGAAGCUGCGGCGAGGAUGCCUGUCCCGGCUCGUCGAUGAACCAAACGUGCGUCCAGCAGGGGCUGCUGCUAAAUUGCACCGAUGUCGUUUACGACCGGUCCAUUCCCGACAUCUGGAUGUCCACAUUCACGGACGGGGCGCGCCAGGUGAAUCAGUCCGUCUCCAGCAUCUUCGACAUCCAGUGGCGGACCCAGGUCAACGCAUCCGACGCUUUCGGUUCCCAGGGGUGGUAUGUGAAGUCCGGCUACCGUCAGAUUGGCAUCUUGAUCCUUGAUCCGGGCAUCCAUCUGGUAGAUGGCCUUAUUGUCGAUGCCCAGACCGGGGGCAUCGGCUUCCGCAACCACACGACUCCGGCUCCCGUGCACGAAUACGGGAGCACGUGGACCGAGGACAUCCUAUUCAUUGAACCAGACACGCAAUGCGUCGACCUGAACGUCACGUUCGACUUCUAUCUCACGCAGAAUAACACGUCUCGUCUCGCCCCAAGGAAUCUAUCUCUCACGGACCGCGGCGGCUUCUCCCAGCUGGCCCGCAAAAGCCCGGACCUGUCGGUUCCUGUCGACGGCAACGGACAGGGACCUCUGGACUUGAGGGAGCGCGCCUACAAGGCAGCCUGGGCGAACAACUUCUUCACCCUUGCCUACUUCAACGCGACCGGCCCUGACCCGUCGAACAUCACGCGCUUCGAUGUGACGCCAGGUAUGAAGUUCAACUCGUCCGGUUCCGCCAUGAACAGCUCCGGUGAAGUGACCAGCGCCACCUUUUUUAUCGACUAUCAGUCCAUCAGGUCCACUCUCUUCUACGGAGACUAUCUAGACUUUUCUGGAAGCCCGACAGAGCGCAAUGCGUCAGCAUCCAACGCAACCGGCAAUCCGUUCGGGAUCAGUCUGUCAGACUUCGUCGCCAUCUCCGAGAUUUGCGCCGGCAGCUUUAGUUCCAGCCCUGCCAACAUCAACAGCAGCAUGGUCGGGUGCGGGCUCGUCUACGGCGCCGCCCGCCGCACCGACGGAGGGUCCGAGUUCAGUCCGCAGCCCGGCUCGCAGUGGUCAAUCCCCGUCUACAGCUGCGCCGCCUCCGUCCACGCGACCAUCCGCACUGUCACAUUCAAGUACAACGGCACUGGUCUCGCCGCCCUCAACGUCACCGCAGCGACGCCGAAAAGCUACGCCUCGCCCUCCGACAUCCCCCUCUGGGCUGUCGAGGACAUGCAUACCACGACGCUCGCAUCCGCCCAGCCCCUCUGGGGCCUCCUCGGGCCCGCCAACGCCACAAUUCCUCCUGCCCUCGCCAAGAACCUCACCACGGUGCAGCAACCCACCCUCCGCCUGCCGGGCACCCUCAACCCCGACUUACUCCUGAUCAACGGGCCGGACUACAUCCCGGCCAAGGAGGGCCAGAACCUGCCGGGAGUGGACUUCUACGCGCAGGCGCUGCAGAACGCAUUCGCCAUCACGCGCCCCGGCGCCGUCGGCUACGAGGGUUACGCCGACUACUCGGGCCUGACCAGCCUGGCGCUGUACACCAAGUGGCGCUACCUGUCGGCGACCGCCGCCGGCGCGGCGCAGAUCAUCAACCUCGUGUGGACCGACAUCGCGGCCAACUCGGUCGUCGGCACCCGCGGGUGGACGACCGCAACCACUUCCACUUCCACCACCUCCUCAUCCGAUACCAACACCGACACCAACAACACCUCAACCGUCAAAGUCCCCGUCACCCCCUACACGCGCCGCGUGCGCUACCGCCUGCCCUACGCGGUGCCCGCGAUCCUCGUCCUGGCGCUGAGCGCCGCCGUGCUGGCCACCGCGGCGGUGCUGCUCGCGCUGGGCCGCACGGGCGCGGGCAAGAUGCGCCGCCUGCUCGACGCCACCUCGGCGGGGCGCAUCAUGGGCGGGUUCCUGUGGGGCGGCAAGGAGGGCGUCGCUGCUGCUGCUGCUGUUGCUGGGGAGAGAAAGGUUAAGACGGACGAGUGGGUGCGGACGGUGGGGAAGAGGGCUGUUUCUGUCCGGAUUGUGAAUGCGGCGGCGGGUGGCAGUGGGGAGGAGGACAAUGGGGAGGGGGAUAAUGGUGGGAAUGAGAAGGGGCGGAAGCAGUUGGUCAUUAGGGCGGUGCCCGGGGAGGGUGAGCUCGGGGAGGAGGGUCGGUUGAUGGGGAGGCUUUGA
Messenger RNA from Thermothielavioides terrestris NRRL 8126, 2571 nucleotides. RefSeq lists its product as uncharacterized. The transcript is spliced from 4 exons. The record is from RefSeq and is a predicted model, not a curated record. Bases 1 to 2571 code for a protein of 856 amino acids. Lineage: Eukaryota; Fungi; Ascomycota; Sordariomycetes; Sordariales; Chaetomiaceae.